GCGAUUUAUUUCGCGUACAAUCAUCCCCAAGGAUAUUGUACACACUGCUAGUGCAUGGAGGGCGGCUACCACCGACUGGGGAAACCGUUGCGCUCGUGUGUGCGGGACCUCGAAGUCGACCGUAUUCCGAUGGGCUAUGGUCCCCACCUGGCUCGGCUAUUUUCAGAUCACCCAUCACCCACUGACCGUCAGGCAUGUUCCGGGGAUUCAAGGUUCAGCGUGGCAGGAACGGCGGUCGGAUUUGCAGGAAGAACGAUGAGGACAAUAUUGGAUACCUCGCGUCGCAAUUCUCGACCGAGUCAGAUCGAAUAACAGGCUCCUCCUUUCUGCCGGUCUCAGGAUCCGAUCUCUCCGAAAGGCCUGACAACAGCGCACGCGACCUUUAGCACCAUACACAUCUUCGUGCUCCAAAUGAGCACUCGGCACUAUGAACGCUAGCCGGUCAUGGCAUUGCUGUCCAUCUUGGUGUCACGUUCAUAGGUAUCUGGGGCACCAGGCGACGACAAGUCAUCCCCGACCCAGCUAUAUGGGCCCCAAUAUCUUACAGCGGAUUUUAACGCCCCAAACUAACCGCGUAACUACGUCAAUCCAGGUGCAUUGCUGUCCAACCCCUGGUGAGGGUUGGAGGGAGCCUAAUUUGCUGUACACCUACGGAUGAGAGGCGAACUUUCAACUGAGGAGGAAGAAGCCGAUGAGCCGUCAUGUCUCCCACCCGCCUACGCUUUGCGAUGCCCGACUUUGCCUACCACCGGUCUAGACUCGAGUACGACUUCAGGA
Dacryopinax primogenitus is the source of this 777-nucleotide messenger RNA. RefSeq lists its product as uncharacterized. The record is from RefSeq and is a predicted model, not a curated record. The transcript has a single exon. Lineage: Eukaryota; Fungi; Basidiomycota; Dacrymycetes; Dacrymycetales; Dacrymycetaceae. Bases 195 to 386 code for a protein of 63 amino acids.